Messenger RNA from Phragmites australis (common reed), 3477 nucleotides. Its product is annotated as cysteine-rich receptor-like protein kinase 15. The record is from RefSeq and is a predicted model, not a curated record. Gene Ontology annotation, biological process: protein phosphorylation; cell surface receptor signaling pathway. Gene Ontology annotation, molecular function: ATP binding; protein kinase activity. The transcript has 8 exons. The coding region runs from base 103 to 1401 and encodes 432 amino acids. NCBI's taxonomy places the organism in Eukaryota, Viridiplantae, Streptophyta, Magnoliopsida, Poales, Poaceae.
ACGUCGCAAAAGCCAUGUAGCUAGCUAGUGGCUGGACAUCCUGCCUGACUUUCGGACACGGGAAACUCACACCAGUAGUUUCGCGGAGUAAAUCGAGGCGAGAUGGCGCUGUGGAAUGCCCUCGCGCCGGCCGCCACCGUCGCGCAGCUGGUCGGCGCGGACGCCGCGGGGCUCAUCUCGGCGAUCCUGCACGCCGUGCGCACGGCGCGGCGGAACAGGAAGGAGUGCCGGUCCCUCGCGCGCCACGUGAUGAUGGUGGCGGACCUGCUGCAGCUGGUGCAGCAAGGGUCGGAGACGAUGCGGCGGCCGGAGGUGAGGAGGGCGCUAGACGGGCUGGGCGGCGUGCUCCGGCGCGCGUACGAGCUCGUGGAGUCCUGCCAGGAGCGCGGCGCCGCGUACGGGUUCAUCAUGGCCGGGAGGCAGGCGGAGCAGUUCCGGGACGUGCAGGGCGAGAUCGACUCGUACCUCCUCGUCUUCCCCGUCGUCAGCCACAUCGACAUCACCAUCCGCCUGGAUAGGAUUUACAACAUGCUGCUUCCUUCAGGUCAUGAUAACUCCCAGCAGGUGCCAGAGGUGGUGCCAGGUCUACCUACCAGCCAUUUGGAACUUGAUGCUAGGAACGAAGGAAGUGCCUUAGGGGGGUUUCAGUUGGAAAGCAGUCAAACUAUAACAGAGAUUUUUGAGUUCGAGGAACUUCAAAGAGCAGAGCUUUUGGCUUAUGAUUUACUGAAGGCUGCUGCGAAUAAUUUCUCAUCUGAAAAUAUAAUUGGAUUUAGUGAUUGGUCUGCUAUUUACAAGGCUCAUAUAGGUGACGGACUUGAGGUCGCGAUCAAAAUAUAUACUAACAAUACAAGAAGUGCAGCUUCUCAGUAUGACAAUGAAUUUCAAGUUGUUGAGAAGCUUCAGCACACAAAUAUAAUCAAGCUUCUGGGACGCUGCACCGGACGAGGGGAGAAUGUUUUGGUCUAUGAGUACAUGCCCAACGGGAGCUUGGACAAAAUUAUCUUUGAUGUGACAAGAACGGCAUCGCUUGACUGGAUGUCGCGCUUCCAUAUAAUGGAAGGGAUAGCCCAGGGCGUUCUUUAUCUGCACACGCAUGAGCUAUGCAUUGUGCACAAGGAUUUGAAGCCUAGCAACAUUCUUCUGGAUUCCAAUAUGAAUGCUAAGAUAAAUGAUUUUGGUAUAGCCAAAAUGUUAUUAUGCCCAGGAUCAUACGACACGAGAAUUGUAGACGGAACAUUAGGUUAUAUGGCUCCUGAAGUUGUUUGUGGUAUUUUAUCUACCAAGGCUGAUGUGUAUGCCUACGGUGUCAUUCUUCUUGAGGCCAUUUCUGCAAAGAAACCCCAUGGUGCCUAUCUACAAGAUGAUCAGCUUAUGACUUUACCUCAGCAUAUGGUCUAAUUGUCAGAGACAACUUCACGUUUGAUGAGAUGGCCGAAGGACGAUCUGAAAAACAGUCUGGCAGCUGUUUGCUAGGGACAAAGGAGCUUACAGCCCUGUGGCUGGGAUAGAUCCAUUGGAAAGAGGUGGGCAGACAAGGCAUGUCGACUCUGGCUCGACUCCGAUAACGCAACUCCGGGAGGGCCAGGCCCACUUAUACCCUGCCACAAGAAAUCACAUACAAUAGGCCCAUGUCAGUAGUACACCGAGAAAUGGCUCUGCUGCAAUGGAUGGCAUAAUAGGAUUUUGCUUAGGGAUUAUUUGGUAUGGAUUUAGAUUUUUUUAAAAUAUUUUUGUUUCAAAUUUAUUUUGAAAAUGUUUUUUUGGUGAAUCAGAAUCACAUUGGGAAAUCGUUUAGUAUCUGGCUAGAUUUGGUUUCUUGAAUGAGAGGAUGGUGGUGCAAUUGACUAAUUUACCCUUGUCUUGAUUUGCUUCUUUUUUGUUUUUAGUGAGUACUUCAUGGUUACUAGUAAUUUUAACAUGUAGGGCAUGUCAAAAUAGAACCAACAAAACUAGUUUUAUAAUUGUUGGAGCUAUAUUCUUUUUACUAUGCAUUUUAAAGUGUUUUAGUUGAUUUUAAUGAUUUUAAUGACGUUAGAGAGAGAGGCAGAGAGAGCUAGGCCCACUUAUCAGUCACCUGAGAGGAUAAGGUGUCAGUGGUGCUAGUUGGACUUGGCUCUGGAAGAGAGAGGCUGAGAUAUGUUGUACAUAUUGCGAUAAAAUGAGCAUGUAUAUUAAUAUCCCAAAAAUAAGAGAACAAGAGCAAACCACUAACUCUCCACUACACAUAAUGUUAAAAGAGAUUACAGCAGAUUAUAGAAGAUAAUUGCAGUAAUCAUGUGUACUUGCUAAUCUGAACAACAAGAAUGAAAUUUUGAUAAACGGGCUCUCAGAUUUUCUGCAACAAAUGGCCCCAGGAUGCAUAAGGUGCUGCCCCCUAAUUAUUGUGAGGUACACAUCAAAGAUUGGGAUGAAUCUAAGCCUUCGUUCGGAACCUGUAUACCAACUCUAGAAUGAAAUUUAAUGUGACAGUGCUGCUAUUCUAUUCCAAUGUAUAGAAACUCAGAGAAUGAAAUCAGAUCACAGCAAUAAUCAGAACAACCACAGAGCAGAAGCUCUACCACUCAUUCACUGACUUCUCUGGAUAAUGAAAGCAUGUAGUACAGAUCACAACUAACCAAAGAGGACCAACAACAUCACUCGUACAGAAAACAACAACAAAAUUAGACUAAAGAACUACACAGGUCUGAAACUAAUAUGCUCUCAGAUCACAAAACAAAUUUCAAUGUAUAUUAAUCAUCACAGAGCAUUUUUCAUCCAACCAAUCCGUCUAGAUUAACAGAGAGGGAAAAAAGAAUUGUGAAACUGAAAUACUCACAAUGAGAUUCGCCUGAAAGCAAAAUCAAUCGAGGCAAGGCACUAUAAAGAAGCUGCUGUCCCAGAAAUCCUAUUCGCCGUUGUUGCCGCUGACAAGGAAGACGGAGCUACAAAGCCUCACCUCACCGUCGGCGCGUGCGGGCGAGCCUCGUCAAUCACAGCUCCAAUAAGCACCAACAUAGGAACUCCUUCACUCCCCCACUUCAAGCAUUGAAGCACCAAAACUGGAGCACAAGAUUCACUCGACUCCAAGUCAGAGAUGACAGUCAAACUCAAAGAGAAAGGAGUGAGGAAUCAAGAGAAAACAAGAGAUGUUUCCUCUGCCUUCAACAAGGAGAGGGAGCUGGCCUAGAUAUGGAGGCAUCCACCCUUCCACCCCAACAACUCCCGAAGGAAUCGCUGAGAGAUUGCGCUGCCGUUACAACCUCCAGCUGCCACCAGCUCCCUCUCUCUCCCUGCUCUCUCCUUUUUCCAUCUCUUGCCCUAGUCGACCAAUGCCCAACUUUUUUUGUCCAGCACCGAAUGGGCCUGGAAACCACAUAGACAGAUGGGCCAGCCGGUCCAGCAGAGAAAGGGCUCAAGAAAACAUUGAAAUUUAUAUUUUCCUCAAUAAGAUAGAGGGAGUGAGGGAGAGGGGUGGUGGCAGGCGGAGGCAUCCGA